Siniperca chuatsi (mandarin fish) is the source of this 3135-nucleotide messenger RNA. Its product is annotated as E3 ubiquitin ligase TRAF3IP2-like. Gene Ontology annotation, biological process: positive regulation of canonical NF-kappaB signal transduction; humoral immune response. The record is from RefSeq and is a predicted model, not a curated record. The transcript is spliced from 11 exons. NCBI's taxonomy places the organism in Eukaryota, Metazoa, Chordata, Actinopteri, Centrarchiformes, Sinipercidae. The coding region runs from base 296 to 1711 and encodes 471 amino acids.
CACAAAGACAACAUAACUGAACUCAGAAUAUAUGCAAAUCACACUAAUCUUUCUUGGCCAACCUGGCUGGGCAACACAAACACUACAUUCUUAGCUCUGAUUGGACGCAGCUGAAGCAGUGAAGAAUUUGCAUAUAGCAGUCUGUAACACACACAAGCCUCUGCACCUACAGGAGUGUAAAGAAUCCAGCAGAGAACACGGAGGUCAUUGUUACUCUUCCUUUUCAGUCCUCUUGGUCUGGUAUGUACAACUUUACUUGCAGGACUACAGGCUAUGCUGAUGUCACCUGGUUAAAAUGGAGAAAUCAGAAAAAGUACCAGAACUGAAAGUGUUUUCCACUACAAAGUCAGAAAAUUCCAUUCAACUUUUGAGCCCUGAAGUCACAGUAAACCAAAUAUUUCAUGCUAAUCCUUCUCAUGAAAGAUUCAUAUCAACCUGUUGCAUGGAUGCACAUUAUUUCUGCCAAAAAAGCCCAUGUAGAGUCGAACAAGUGAACCAAGCGUUCAGGAAUCACCUUGCUCAUGCUGCGCAGCAUAAAGAGCUGAUGCGGCACAGAGAGCUAGGAGAUAGAGGAGCGAACCCUGCCAGGAUCAGUCUCCAUCAUCAACCUCCUGAUGGCUGUAGCCCUCGUCCUGCAGAAACCAGAGAGGGUGACACAAGAGGAGAGUGCUCUUGUUGGGAGUCUGGACUUAACCAGUGUGGAGCAACAGGGCCUGCAAAAAGAGACACAACUAGAGGGGAAGAUGGAUACACCUUUCAGCUUCAGAGUGAUGAGGAAGAUCUUGAGCCUCCCUUGCCGCUAAGAUCAGAUGAGUGGCUGCACUGCAGUCCCUUUCUACCUCCUCACCACUGCAUGCACAACUAUGACCUUCAUCAUACUAUGGAUGUCAGGUAUUAUCAUUCUGGAGGAGAAGAGCAGUACAACCUCAAUCUAUUCAACAGAUACCUACCUCAGCCAUGUCACCACUCUGCUCCUUGGCAGCACAGACCCUGGGAUGACACCCAAAACUGGCUCCGACGUCAAGAUAACUUUAUAAAUGACAUCUUGGCUCAGGAAAGCGUCUCAGUUAACGUGCCUCAGUUCUCCGUCCCCCCUGUGGAGGGCAUGUCACAGGUCAGUGUGAUGAACCUGAGCUCCGCGGCAGCAGAGGCGUCCGUCUCACAUCCACAUGAGAAAAGAAGAACCAUCAGUCUGCUUCGUGAGUGCCGAAACAUUUUUAUAACUCAUUCUUCGGACGUUUCUUCAGAGAUAGUCCCCUUCGUAGACUUCCUCACAAAGCAAGGUUUUCGACCAGCUAUUGACUUAUUUGACAACCCCAUCAGAUGUAUGGACAAGUGGAAGGACAGUUACCUGAAAGAUCCAUCAAACCUGAUUAUCAUCGCCAUCAGUCCAAAGUAUAAGGCGGACAUUGAAGGAUCCGUAGUGGAUAGUCAUGGUCUGCACACUAAAUAUAUUCACUCCAUGAUGCAGAAUGAAUUCAUCCAGCAAGGCAGCUUGAAUUUCAGAUUCAUACCGGUUCUCUUCCUCAAUGCAUUCCAGAAGCACGUCCCAAGUUGGCUUCAGAACACGCGUGUUUACCGCUGGCCCCAGGACACUGAGGAUUUGUUACUGCGGCUGCUCAGGGAGGAGAGAUAUGUUCCUCCUCCUGUACCUAUGGAGCUCACCCUCAUCAUCAGACCUGUGGCCCCCAGCUCUGCAGCUACACUGUAAAGACACACCUGUGUUUAUGCAUGCGUGUGUAUGUGAUUUUAGAUUUUAUUUAGAUUUAUUGAGUGCAGAUUGUGUAUAUUAAAAUCUCAGAAUUGAUCCAAUCUAAGUCGAUAACAGCUCAUGUUCUAAGCUGUGUUGUUUCUAACUGGUAACUGGUUUUAACUGACAUGUCUCAACAACUAUUGCAUGGAUUGUUAUGAAAUUUGGUGCAGACAUUCAUGUCUUCCUCAGGAUGAAUUGUUGUGAUUCUUUAGCUUUUCAUCUAGCACCAUCAUCAGGUCUAAAUGUAAUUUGACUAAUAGAUAUACUUUGAUUUCUGUAAAACUGAUUGAUUUCCAUCAGCCACAGCUGUAUUAUGUGUUUAGUGCUAAUUAGCACAUGUUAGCAUACUAAUACUCUAAAAUAAGAUGGUGAAAGUGCUAACAUUAUACCUGUUUAGCAUCAGCAAGUUAACAUUAUCAUUGUGAGCAUGUUAGCGUGCCGAUGUUAACAUUUAGCUAAAAGUAAGCACCAAAAACUUCAGAGCAGCUAGCAUGGCUGUAGACUAGCUGUAGUCUUAUUUUUUGAUGCUUUCAAGGGAAAAUAUGAUUAUGCCUUUCCACUUAUCUGCUUUUUACUUAUUUACCUUGUGAACCAUUUCUAGAGUAUAUUGUACAUACAAUAUGCACAGUACAAAUAUAGCAGGUCAAGCUGUUGCAAGUAAAGGUUCACAAGAUGGCACUGUUUUAAUGCACAUCCUGGACAUUUAUUUUUGGUUCAUUGGUGAGGUAGUUUAUAAUUUUGGAAACAUGUUUAUUUUGAAGCUGCCACUUAUAAGCAAAUGUGAGACUGUAAAAAGAAAGUGAUGAGCAAUGAAAAACCACCGAACAAAAUAAACCACAUAAGCACCAGUGGCAGUGGGAGGAUGAGGCCACAAGUGUUUUGAGCAAGUUUGCUGCUGCUGGACAGUGAAACUUUUUAAGGACACCUCACUUGUUGUCCAUUCCUCAUCUUGUGCACCUGCUUUGUUCCAGUUUAGUGGGCAGAUUACAGUGCCACACCAGUAGGGGAGCCCAGUUCAGCCAACUGAUCUUACACACACCCCUUCAACUGCCAAAAAAGGCCUGCCAAAGCAGCUGGUGUGCAGAGCUCCAGCUAAGAAUAACCCAAACCUUCUGGGGGAUAAAGUUACCUUGAAGCCUCCCUGUGCUCUUCUCUGACCUAUACCCAUGUGAGGCACCAAUAACACUGGGUGGGAUAUUUGGUCUGUUCCCCCUCACCCUACCCAGCCCUAUGCUUAGCUUGGCUCUUUCCUUCCCCUGCGCUGCUUUCCGUUGCCCCACCGUCCCCAGAACCCCCUCUGCAAUGCUGCCACACUGGCAGCUCCAAAUUCUCCAACACUUGUAAAACUUACAGUUUAUGUUUGAUUUCCCUUUUUUGAUCUU